GUCAGAUAUCCUGCCACAUCCUAUGCCACCUCCUUGUGCAGUCCAAUAUUCCAGACAAAUGAGGCGUCUCGUUUCAAAGCGUUUCCAUUGCUAGCAAGAAGACGGCAAUGAGGUCUCCAGGGGGACAAGAUGGAAUUGUGGGGGUCUGCUAAUGGAUUGUGGAGUGCGGCGUCUACAGAGCGAUGCCAGUCUCACAGCAACUGGACACGUUUCCUGCCUCCGCGGAGCCGCUAUCGUCUUGCAUUAAUAACGUCCUCAGCUGCUGUCCCGGAUGACUCACAGCUGUGAAUGGAAACAGCCAGAAUAGUUGGGAGAUGCUGCCACUUGUUCCAGCCUUGGCCGUUCCACCAGCGGCGCAAAGGCCCACAGGUAACACAUGUCACAACGGCCUGGUGCCCCCCGUGGCUCGUUCGGCCUUGCCGUCUGUUCACAGCGCUCUGGGCAUCAAGCACUUUCUUCCUUUCCCGUUGGACAACAACACCUCUCCUGCCGUCAACCUCUUCCACGGAUUUAAUGCGUUGGACCCGGUGCAGAAGGCCGUUCUCCAUCAUACGCUGGGGCUCACGCCCGCGACCGCUGCCGUCAAGAAGAAGCCUGUCCCCUGUGGCGUCUGCCGGCUGAGGUUCAACUCGCAGAACCAAGCCUUGGCCCACUACAAGGGCACCAAGCACGCCAAGAAGCUAAAAGCCCUGGACGCUCCCAAAGGCAAGAUGAAAGGGACGCCGCUUGCCAAGGACACAAACGCCGGCAGCAGGAAAGAUUCCCUUCCUAGCACCCCGCCAUCACCUGCACUCCGACUGGCGCUGGACAAUGCAGUAACAACCCCCGCGGCUCCAAUCGACAUCACCGGAAUCAUGUCGGUGGUCCCAGACGCUCCGGAAACCACCUCAGAAGCGGACCUAAACUCACCCUCAGAACCAGAACCGGAACCGGACCCUGACGUGGAACCCGAAGAGGAUGCGGAACCGGAAACGGAGGAGGAGAAAGCUCGGCGACUGCUAUACUGCUCACUUUGCAAAGUGGCCGUCAAUUCGGCGUCACAGCUGGAGGCUCAUAAUAGUGGUACCAAGCACAAGACCAUGCUGGAGGCCCGCAGCGGCGUGGGCUCCAUCAAGUCGUUCCCACGGCCUGGCGUGAAAGGCAAAGUGGCAGCGCCAUCGUCAUCCAAUGCAGCCACAGGCUUGCAGAACAAAACAUUCUACUGUGAGACAUGCGACGUGCACGUCAACUCCGAGACGCAGCUCAAGCAGCACAUCAGCAGUCGUCGUCAUAAAGACCGAGCGGCAGGCAAACCGGCCAAACCCAAGUACACCCCCUACAGCAAAGGAGCCGCCAAACAGACGAUCAAGUUGAGUUUGGGCGGAGAUCGUCCACGCCCCCCACUGGCCGCCAACCUGCUUCCCGCUCAGCUGAUGGCAGCCGCUGCCGUCUUAGGCAACACGUUCCCUCAGCGCCCCGCCCCUAACCCCGCCCUCUUCCCUACGCCGCCCCUCUCCGCCAGCACCCUACUUCGCCCCGCCCCCGGCCCUGUCAGGACCGCCCACCCGCAAGUCCUAUUUGCACCGUACUGACCCCUCCCCCACGAUCAGAGUGAACUCGGCGACCAGUCUAUGCAUCCGAGCAAUAAUGUAACACACCCACACACACACGUACAAGAACUAUGCAGUGUCAUGACUUUGAACGCUACUCGGUGGCGCUCACGUUCCUGUUUGCACUUGAACUCCUGUUGACGUGCACGUUCGACUCUAGACGGUGUUUGAUGGUUAGACUACGUGGCGUUUUUUUGGUUUUGUAUUAGUCUUUGCUGCUUCUAAUAAGUCAGUGAUAUAAAUUUUUUAUGGGAAAUUUCCAUAUAAACCUAAAAUGACCUCAACAAGUGAACUUGACUGGACUUUGAAAUGAAAUGCUUCAGCACUUUUUGCUCUACUUGACGUUUCUGAAAGGAGCUGAUGGACAAAAUUCAAAGCUAAUACUUGAAUAAUCCCAUCAUAAUUGGAAGGGACGAUGUUAAAAAAUGGCUGGGAAGGAGCUAUUUAAUCCUUUAAAAUGACUUUUAAAUUGACUGUCUUUAACUCAUCGUUUGCCAUUGAUCAUCAAUGCAGGACAAUGAGUUCAACAAGUGCCCUAACAAAGGAUGAAGUAUUUUGAUGCGCAGUUUCAAUCAAAAGUUAAGCGAAAGUCAAGCUGAGUUCACCUGUAAAGGUCACUUCAGAUUCAUCCGGAAAUUUCCCAGCAAAAGCCCAAUUCGCUGUUUAUUGGGAGAAAUGUGUAUGUGUGUGUGGUAUGUGUGUAUGUUGUCUGGAACAGCGAUGCUUUGUGUGUUUCGUGUCAAAAGUGUUUAAUGUGUUGAUUUGAAGAAAUAAUAAUAAAAAAAGAGUACUACUUUGUUAAACGUGCUUCUGUUUUGCUCAUUUGUGGGGAAUGAUUUGGACUUCUAUAAACGGCAAUGGCAGCCAAUCAGAAUUGAAAAAAAAUAUAUAUAUAUAUAUAUAUGGCGGAAAACACAGACAAGACUGAAAAAGCAGUUUCUGCUCUUGCAACCCUCUAUAAAAUAAACUGAUGUAUUUUAAGCCAAAAGAACUGUUGUGUUUGAUAGAACAAUAUGUCUAUAUGCUGCCAUAGCAGAUUCAUGGCCUAUUAAGCCCCCGAACUAUUUUUAAUAUGUCCCUUUUACCCUGGGUACCUCCGUUUACAGACGUAGUGCAACCACUUUUGUUUCAA
Messenger RNA from Corythoichthys intestinalis (scribbled pipefish), 2721 nucleotides. It is a transcript of the gene znf385d, whose product is annotated as zinc finger protein 385D. Gene Ontology annotation, cellular component: nucleus. Lineage: Eukaryota; Metazoa; Chordata; Actinopteri; Syngnathiformes; Syngnathidae. The record is from RefSeq and is a predicted model, not a curated record. The transcript is spliced from 10 exons. Gene Ontology annotation, molecular function: zinc ion binding; nucleic acid binding. Bases 315 to 1571 code for a protein of 418 amino acids.